GCCGGCGCCUGGCCAGCUCCCGGCUCCCGGCCCUUUAAGGCGGGUGGUUGCGGCGGCCGCGCUCGGGGCGGGGAAAGCGAGGCGCGCCACGCGGGGCUGUCUCCCGAGCAACUGGGCGAGAUGGAACUGCGACCAUGUCAAAAAGCCGGAGAAUCAAACGGUUAACACUCAGUCCAAGUGCAGUUUCGGGUCCACGGCUGUCAGUGUUAAACGCGCUGAAUUUAGAGGGGGUGGAGGGAAGACCAAAACGAAACAGCAAACACUAUCCUGCCGACCGCAGCGGGUGGCAGCUGCAGUCUAAACGGGCCCGGACAGUGUAGAAAGCACGACUUUGACUGCGGCCCUGGGCUAGCAGCCCCGCUACGCUCACUCUUCCCGCGGCUCCAGUUCACCCAGCGGUCACAGCAGAGGGCCUAGGGCAUCCUGCGGGAGUCGUACGGUUGUGAGUUCUUUUCCCAAAGACCUCGUUUGGCAUGUAUUCAGAACUAAAUUUCCCUUCCCAGAAGAGGAAGAGCCGUGCAAGAAGGAAUUAGACAAAGGCCCCCCCGCCCCACCUCUGUUGUCUUCUUUUGAACUUAGCGUCAGGCAGGCUUCUCUUGCCCAACAGCUUUGAGGGAGCCGAGAGCUGAGUGCAGGCGAAAUGGCCCUGGUGCCCUAUGAGGAGACAGUGGGAGUGGGGUUGCAGAAAUUCCACAAGCCUCUUGCCACCUUCUCCUUUGCGAACCACACGAUCCAGAUCCGGCAGGACUGGAGACAGCUGGGAGUUGCCGCGGUGGUUUGGGACGCGGCUGUCGUCCUUUCCACGUAUCUGGAGAUGGGAGCUGUGGAGCUCCGGGGCUGCUCUGCGGUGGAGCUGGGUGCCGGCACCGGGCUGGUGGGCAUAGUGGCUGCCCUGCUGGGUGCUCAUGUGACUAUCACGGAUCGGAAAGUAGCAUUAGAAUUUCUUAAAUCAAAUGUUCAAGCCAACUUACCUCCCCAUAUCCAACCCAAAGCUGUUGUUAAGGAGCUGACUUGGGGACAAAAUUUGGGGAGUUACUCACCUGGAGAAUUUGACCUGAUACUUGGAGCUGAUAUCAUAUAUUUAGAAGAAACAUUCGCAGAUCUUCUUCAGACUUUGGAACAUCUCAGUAGCAACCGCUCUGUGAUUCUUUUAGCUUGCCGAAUUCGCUAUGAACGGGACAACAACUUCUUAGCGAUGCUGGAGAGGCAAUUUACUGUGAGUAAGGUUCACUAUGAUUCUGAAAAAGAUGUACAUAUUUACAAAGCACAGAAGAGAAACCAGAGGGAGGACUUAUAGCUGACUUUAAUUUAUAAGAAUGUUGUUAUUGAAUGUGUCAGUGAAUGUCUUAGACUGGGAAUUGAACCACGUUUAAUGAAAUGGCUUACUGAACAAAAAGUCUAACCAAAGGUUCUCGAGGGACAAAGUGCAUGUUUAAAACAGAGCAGCACUCUGUCCCAUUGCUAUGACUUUUUAGUCCUAUUUGACUCUGCAAAAUUUACCAUUAAAGGAGCAUAUGAGGUAUCUGUGUCCCAUACUGCUCCCUCUUGAUACACAAUUUCCCCUGAUGAUA
Molecule: messenger RNA, 1571 nt
Organism: Leptonychotes weddellii (Weddell seal)
Lineage: Eukaryota; Metazoa; Chordata; Mammalia; Carnivora; Phocidae
Source: RefSeq, a predicted model, not a curated record